Messenger RNA from Jatropha curcas, 4341 nucleotides. RefSeq names its product disease resistance-like protein DSC1. Gene Ontology annotation, biological process: defense response; signal transduction. The record is from RefSeq and is a predicted model, not a curated record. NCBI's taxonomy places the organism in Eukaryota, Viridiplantae, Streptophyta, Magnoliopsida, Malpighiales, Euphorbiaceae. Gene Ontology annotation, molecular function: ADP binding.
CGCCAAUCUAAUACUCCACCACGAACUGUUGUACCUUUACACUUAUCUAUCAGUUGCUUCUUUAUAAUUUCAUCGAAACAUCAUGGAAAGCACAAAAGAGGGAGAAUCUAUUAGGUAAUUUUGAUCGUAUAUAUGAAGCUCUUAGAGUGGUUUAACAUUUCUUCAUAUAGUUCUCUGUAACUUUUCCUCUUCCAUAAUCUUCCUGCAAUUCUUCAAGUUCUAGUUUCAUCUAUGCCUAUCACUUUUCUUUUGUAGCAAACAAGUAGAGCGAAAUGUCUUUGAUUUCAUCUUCCACUGUCCCCCCAAAAACAAACUAUGAUGUAUUCCUUAGUUUUAGAGGCUCUGAUACACGCAUAAAUUUUACUAGCCAUCUUUAUGCUGCUUUAAGGCGAAGUCAUAUCACAACAUUCGUUGAUGAUACUCGCCUUGAGAGAGGAGAAGAGAUAUCUCCAAAUCUUUUGAAAGCUAUUGAAGAAUCAAAGAUGUCAAUCGUCAUUUUCUCCAAAUAUUAUGCCUCCUCUCGCUGGUGUUUGACUGAACUUGUGCAUAUAAUCGAGUGUAUGAAGUCGAUAAAACGGAUGGUUUUACCAAUUUUCUACCAUGUAGAUCCAACUGAUGUUAGAAACCAAACUGGAAUUUUUGCAGAUGGGUUUUUGAAAGUUAAAGAAAGAUGCGGGGAUGUAGAGAUGAUUGAGAGGUGGAUCUCUGUUUUGAAGGAAGCAGCCAAUCUAUCUGGAUGGGAUUCAAACAAUUACAGGAGUGAGUCAGAAUUAUGCGAGGCCGUUGUCAAGCAAAUUUUGAAUAAGUUAUAUCCUGCAUACUAUAGUGCUUGCAGCAACUUAUGUGGGAUUGACUCACACAUCAACAAACUCCUCUCUUUCUUAUCUCUUGGUUCAAAAGAUGUUCGGUUUAUUGGAAUUUGGGGAAUGGGAGGAAUAGGAAAGACAACUAUUGCCGAAGUUCUCCUUAGUCGAAUAUCUGAUCAAUUUGAUGAUUGUUGCUUUGAGAGCAAUAUUAGGGAAAAAUCAGAGAAAGAUAAGCCAGUUCAUUUGCGUAAAUGUCUUUUUUCCAAACUUCUGCAAAAUGAAAAUUUAAGCAUGGAAAUGUAUCAUGUAAUUCCAACUUUUGUUCUCGAUAUGCUUAGACGGAAGAAAGUUUUCAUUGUUCUCGAUGAUGUCAAUGAUUUUGAACAAUUAGAGGCUUUAGCUGGAAAUCAUGAUUGGUUUGGUCCCGGAAGUAGAGUCAUUGUAACUAGCAGGGAUAAAGAAGUACUCAACAAUGGAGUUGAUGAUAUAUAUGAGGUCAAGGGAUUAAAAGAUUCCGAUUCUUUUCAAUUAUUGAGUAUGAAAGCCUUCAAACAAAAGCAUCCUCCAAAAGAUUUUAUAGAGUUGUCAGUAAGGGUAGUAAAAUAUGCUAAAGGUGUUCCAUUAGCCCUUAAAGUUUUGGGCUCUCAUCUAUGCAAAAGGUCUCAAAAGGAAUGGGAAAGUGCAUUGGAUAAACUAAAACAAUUUCCGGAUUCUAAGAUUCAGAAAAUCUUAGAAGUAAGUUAUGAUAUGCUGGAACAAAAUGAGAAGGAUAUAUUUCUUGAUAUAGCUUGUUUCUUCAAAGGACAGGAUAAAGAUUGGGUAGAAGAUAUACUAAAUGGAGGUGGUGCUGCAAGUAUGGGGAUAAAUCGUCUGAAAGAUAAGUGUCUCGUUGUCAUUGAUAAAAAUAAGUUAGAGAUGCAUGAUUUAAUACAAGAAAUGGGUCAGGAUAUUGCUCGACGAACGGAUAGCCAAUUAUGGAAUUCCACAAACAUUUAUGAUACUUUAAUAACUGAGAUGAUGAAGGAAGCAGUUGAAGGCAUAUUCUUGGACAUGUCUAAAAUUGGAAAGGUACACUUGCAUCACACAGUCUUCUCGCGGAUGCCUAACUUAAGAUUGCUAAAAUUUUAUAGGUCUUGGCCUCGGUUAAAGGACACAAAUAUAGAUGCUAUAUUUGAAACUAGUCAAACAAAGGAGCUUCAAUUUCUCCCCAAUAAGCUAAGAUUACUCCAUUGGGAAGACUAUCCAUACAAAUCUUUGCCGUCAAACUUUUUCAUGGAAAAUCUUGUUGAACUUAACAUGAAGGGGAGCAAGGUCGAGCAACUAUGGAAUGGAAACAAGUGUCCUCAAAGGUUAAAAUGGCUUGUUCUUUCUGAAUCCAAACACUUGAAAAGUCUUCCAGAUCUCUCUUCGGCUUCAAACCUUGAGGAGAUUAUCCUUUCAAGUUGUAAAAAUCUAAUCGACAUUCCUACAUCCAUUCAGUGUCUGCACAAACUUGUUGCUCUUGAUCUGCAUGGCUGCGAGAAGCUGCGGACUCUUCCAAAACUUGCACAGUUGGAAUCUCUUAGGUUUCUUUGUCUUGUUGAGUGCUCAAAUUUGCAGAUGCUUCUAGAGGUACCAAGAGGAAUAGAAAUAUUAGAAUUAGAAGGUUGUGGGUUAGAAGAGUGGUCUCAAGAUCAUAGAUUUUUCAGCAAUCUUGAAUUCCUAAGUAUUCAGCAGUGUAAAAACCUUCGAAGCCUUCCUAGUAUUUAUUUGAAUUCUAUUGAGAAACUUAGUCUGAGGUAUUGUUCAAGUCUCAACAAGCUGCCAGGAAUUACAGGAAAUAAUAUAAAAGAGUUAGAUUUAAGUUACACUGCAAUAGAAGAGUUGCCAUCGACAAAUGAACGUCUCUCUUCUCUUUAUGAGUUAGAUGUGGAGGGGUGUAAAAGGCUCGAGAAUCUAUCAGUCAACAUUUGUCUAUUGAAAUCCCUUGGAAGGCUUAAUCUCAGUGGCUGCUCAAAACUUAGCAAAUUGCCCGAUUUACAUGGUUUGUGCUAUUUGAGACAGUUGUUUCUAAACAACUGCAAUAAACUCGAAGGUUUGCCCAAACUUCCAAGCCAACUAGAAGUACUUGAAGCAAGUAAUUGUAGGUUGCUGAAAACUGCAGUAUCAUGCAUUAGACCCAUAGAACCUGGGCAACUGAGGGGAGCUGCUUUCAAAUUUAAUUUUGUGAACUGCUUAAAUUUGGAUCAGAAUGCACGUAGCAAUAUCAUGGGAGAUGCGGAGCUGAGAAUUAAAGAAAUAGCUAUUUGCAUGGUAAAGGAAUUGCAGCUGUUUUAUCUUGAUUUUGAUCUUGCUUUACCUGGAAGUGAAACUCCAGAGUGGUUCAGCUUUCAAACCCCAGGAUCUUCAUUGAAUGUUGAUCAGCUCUUUCCAUCUAACUUUAUUUCUACACUCCUAGAUUUUGCUUUUUGUAUUGUUGUAGAGUACCAGGGUCCUGCUGUUACCCUCAAGGAAUAUUCUCAUUUUUAUCUCUUAGUUACAUGUAAAUGUUGUCUCAAAACCACAAAAGGAAACCGACAGGCUACAAUCACUCAUUAUAUAUAUCAUGGCUGGCCUCCCUUUGAAUCAGACCAUGUGUACCUCUGGUACAACCACCCAGAGACUCGUGACCUGAGCGGCUGGCUCAGACAGAACCGUGACAGUGUCUAUGAAGCCUCGUUCCAGUUCGAAGCAAAAUGUGUACAUGGAGGAAAUGUAAAAUUGAAGAGGUGUGGCGUCCACCUGUUGUCCGCUGGAAAUGAGAGUAGAAGUCAAGCAACAGAUGUAAAUUUCAUGUGGAAGAGCCUACAAAGCGUGAGAGACAGUCUGCACUCCAGACUCACAGUGAUCUACGAGGAAGAGGAGCAACCGCCGACAAGAUUAAAACAACUCCCCAGAUUUUAUAAGCUACAUGGGUAUAGUAGUCUUUGGUAAUAUUCGAAGAUGGUGGAGAUUGGUGAACGAAUCCGACUGGAGAAGCGAGUUCAGGAACGGCAAACACUAACUCGUUGAAUCGCACUGGCUAUGGUGAUCCACUUAGUCUUCAAAGUUCUGAUAAUCUUGGUACGAUGCUAGUCUCUUCUCCUUUGAUUGUUAGCAAUUAUUAGCAAAUUGCAAAUUAGGUUUUAUUAAUAGAAGAAGAGAAAUUCCAAUUGAGGGAUCUGUUGAAUUUGAUUUGUGGCAAAGAUGUGAUUUCAUGGUCACAUCUUGGAUCCUUAACUCAAUUUCGAAGGAUAUGGUGGAAUCCUUUCUUUAUACCACAAAUUCAAAAGAACUUUGGGAUGAGCUUGCUGAGUCGCUGAGAGCAAUGGACCCAUGGUAUAUCAGAUUCAGAGAAACAUUGCGUCUGUCUCAUAGGCCAAUGCUUCAAGAGGCAAAAUGAGCUUUUAUUUUUACAAAUUAUGAGGAGGCAACUUCAAUAUUUUAUAACUUUAUUUCUUAGAACAUUGUUCCAUUUCUUGAAUUCGAAGAACAGAAUAAAUAUCCAAUUUAGCCUUUAAAAUUUGGGGAAAAAAAA